This is a messenger RNA of Neolamprologus brichardi, 1777 nucleotides long. Lineage: Eukaryota; Metazoa; Chordata; Actinopteri; Cichliformes; Cichlidae. The record is from RefSeq and is a predicted model, not a curated record.
AUUGUGUUAGCUAUAACAGUAUAAAUUAGAUUAGAUAUGGAGGAAUGAUUAAAUGCUGAUCAACCUCUCAGAACCCUUGAGGAUUGUCCUGCUGGGAAAAUCUGGAAGUGGGAAAAGCAGCUUGGCCAACACCAUAUUUGGAGAGACAGUGUUUGAGAUAGAUCAUACUGCAACCUCUGGAACAAGUCAGUGUACGAAAGCUACCAAAGUGGUGAAUAGAACAUCUGUUACUAUAAUUGACACUCCUGGUUUCUUUGACAAUCGCAGGUCUAAAGAGGAGCUGAAAAAUGAGAUUACAAGGUGUGUCGUAGAGUGUUCUCCUGGACCUCACGCUUUUCUUAUUUUACUAAAAAAGGAUAAAUACACAGAUCAAGAGAUUGAGGUUAUUACCAAUAUCAUAGAGUCUUUUUCUGAAGAAGCUUUCAGAUUUGCUGUGCUUGUCUUCACUCGUGGUGACGAUCUUCCUGAAGGAACGCAGAUUGAAGAGUUUUGCAGGGGCAACAACGGUCUACGUGAGUUGUUAGAGAGAUGUGGUGGGCGCUGCCAUGUCUUUGAUAACAAACACUGGAACAACAACCCACAGGAUGAAUACAGAAACAACCAACUGCAGAGGGAAAAGCUGCUCAACACAAUAACAGAGAUGGUGAGGAACAAUGGUGGAGGCUGUUACACAAAUGAGAUGCUGCAAGAAGAACCCUUGAGGAUUGUCCUGCUGGGAAAAUCUGGAAGUGGGAAAAGCAGCUUGGCCAACACCAUAUUUGGAGAGACAGUGUUUGAGAUAGAUCAUACUGCAACCUCUGGAACAAGUCAGUGUACGAAAGCUACCAAAGUGGUGAAUAGAACAUCUGUUACUAUAAUUGACACUCCUGGUUUCUUUGACAAUCGCAGGUCUAAAGAGGAGCUGAAAAAUGAGAUUACAAGGUGUGUCGUAGAGUGUUCUCCUGGACCUCACGCUUUUCUUAUUUUACUAAAAAAGGAUAAAUACACAGAUCAAGAGAUUGAGGUUAUUACCAAUAUCAUAGAGUCUUUUUCUGAAGAAGCUUUCAGAUUUGCUGUGCUUGUCUUCACUCGUGGUGACGAUCUUCCUGAAGGAACGCAGAUUGAAGAGUUUUGCAGGGGCAACAACGGUCUACGUGAGUUGUUAGAGAGAUGUGGUGGGCGCUGCCAUGUCUUUGAUAACAAACACUGGAACAACAACCCACAGGAUGAAUACAGAAACAACCAACUGCAGAGGGAAAAGCUGCUCAACACAAUAACAGAGAUGGUGAGGAACAAUGGUGGAGGCUGUUACACAAAUGAGAUGCUGCAAGAAGUGGAGAAGGCAAUACAACAACAGCAAGAGAGAAUUAGAUCAUCAUCUUCAGGAGACAUGCCAUGGGAAGAAAUCAGAGAGGAGGCAAAGAAGAGAGUCUACAAUGCUCUCAAGAUGGCUUCUGGUGUUACCACAGGGAUGUUGUUGGGAGCACUGCUUGGUGUGCCAAUGAUGAUUGCAGCUGUUAUUACACUACUGAAAACAGCAUUAAGCCCUGUAGUGGCAGGAGUGGUACAAGCAAAACUUGUAACUGGUGUUGGAUUGGGUGUGGUUGCAGGCCUUGCUGCUACUGCAGGAGCAAUAGGAGGAGGUUAUGUAGGAUAUCAUAAUGCUGAUAAAGCAGACUCAAUAAUGGAGGCAGUUAUGGACACAGCUGAGGCUCUUGGUGAACUAGCUGUAAAAGCAGGAAGAAGACUCAUAAACCCUGAAACAGAACAAAGCACACACCUGAUUAAAAGAGAUUAA